GUAACCUACCCUUAUUCGUAGUUUACCCUUGCAAAAUGGCAACAAUUCAGAGCUACGUCUUACGUAACUGUAAAAGAGGUUUUAUUGAUAUUUUAAGACGCUCAAAAAAUACAGCAGCAGCUUCUGCUGGCAAGGAACAGAGCAAAGAGGGAAAACAAGAAAAUGCAACAUUCAACUGGAAGGAUGCACUGAACUUGGAGCAUUGUCUGACAGAAGAGGAGAUCAUAGUCAAAGAUCAGUUCAAAGCAUACUGUCAGCAGAAACUCAUGCCAAGGAUUACAUUGGCCAACCGAAAUGAAACUUUUGACCCUGCCAUUAUGCGUGAGAUGGGUGAGCUUGGAGUUUUGGGUCCAACCAUCACAGGCUAUGGGUGUGCUGGCCUUUCAUCUGUUGGCUAUGGUCUGAUCACCAGAGAGUUAGAGAGAGUUGACAGCAGCUACAGGUCAGCCAUGAGUGUCCAGUCCAGUCUGGUCAUGUGGCCCAUAUAUGCCUACGGCUCAGAAGAACAGAGACAGAAAUAUCUUCCCAAAUUAGCCCGUGGUGAAUUGAUUGGAUGCUUUGGCCUCACCGAACCAAACCACGGCAGCAAUCCCAGUGGAAUGGAAACCACAGCUAAGUACAACUCACAGAAUAAAACAUACAAGCUGAAUGGUACUAAGUCAUGGAUCACAAGUUCGCCUAUUGCUGAUGUUUUUGUUGUCUGGGCAAAAUCCGAUGCUGACAAGAACAAAAUCCGUGGGUUUAUUUUGGAGAAAGGGAUGAAAGGCUUAAGCGCACCUAAAAUCGAAGGGAAGUUUUCGUUGCGUGCCAGCAUCACUGGGCAGAUUGUGAUGGAAGAUGUUGAAGUGCCGGAGGCUAACUUGUUACCCAACGCAUCUGGUCUUGCGGGUCCAUUUGGGUGUUUAAACAACGCCAGAUUUGGGAUUGCUUGGGGGACUCUGGGAGCUGCUGAGUUUUGUCUGGAAACAGCAAGACAGUACACUCUAGACAGGAUACAAUUUGGAAAACCUUUAGCUAAAAACCAGCUGAUACAAAAGAAAAUGGCUGACAUGUUGACUGAAAUUUCCUUGGGACUUUUUGGUUGUUUACAAGUGGGUCGUCUUAAGGACAAAGGCUUGGCCACACCUGAAAUGAUAUCACUGCUGAAGAGGAACAACUGUGGUAAAUCACUGGACAUAGCCAGACAGGCCAGAGACAUGCUGGGUGGGAACGGGAUUUCUGAUGAGUAUCAUGUGAUCAGACAUGUGAUGAACCUAGAGGCUGUCAACACUUACGAGGGUACACAUGAUAUCCAUGCCCUUAUUCUUGGUCGUGCCAUCACUGGUCUUCAGGCCUUCACAAGUGAUUAGUUUACACAGACUUCUAUAAUGCAGUCAGUUAGUCAUUUUGUUUGCCUUUGUUAAUGGGAUUAUGUAGGGCAGUCAAUAAGUUUGAAUCUCUAGUGUAUUACUUGUUGGUUUGUAUUCAAGAUUUGGGAUAUUAGAAGAAACGUUAAAUCAGAAUGUACUCCAAUAUCAAAAUGUCUUAUUUUAAUUCAAAUUAAUGCAUCUUAUAAAAUAUAAGAUACAUGGAAUAUUAAUGUAACUCAAGUUGAUUUUGAUUGUUGUAAAUUUAAUUUGUUUUUAUUUUCGGUAUUGUAAAAUAAAAUAUAUUGUUGAUAAUUUGCUGGACAAAAACAUUUAUAAUGGUUGUUUCCCUUGUUUUUGAGCUCUCUAGUCUAAGAUCAACUGAUGACCAGAAGUUUGAUUUGCAUUUACUAUGAAAACAAUGGAAAUAUUGCUGAGUGCAUGUUUUUUUUAGCUAUGUAUGAAAUGAGAAUACAAACAAUAUUAUAAUCACAGUUGUGUGGAAAAAUAAUUCCUAGAGUAAUGUUUGCCAUGUUAAAAUUGUAUAAACACAAUGCCUUAAUCUGUAAUUAUACUGAUUAAAAUAUAAAAUUGUU
Messenger RNA from Physella acuta, 1942 nucleotides. Its product is annotated as glutaryl-CoA dehydrogenase, mitochondrial-like. Gene Ontology annotation, biological process: fatty acid beta-oxidation using acyl-CoA dehydrogenase; fatty-acyl-CoA biosynthetic process. Gene Ontology annotation, molecular function: glutaryl-CoA dehydrogenase activity; fatty-acyl-CoA binding; flavin adenine dinucleotide binding. The record is from RefSeq and is a predicted model, not a curated record. Lineage: Eukaryota; Metazoa; Mollusca; Gastropoda; Physidae. Gene Ontology annotation, cellular component: mitochondrial inner membrane.